GCUAAUCAGUAAUUUCUUGGUUACAGGAGGAGAUUCCGAAUCCAUCCCCAAAUUUCUUCAUGAACCAGACAAACACACCAAAUGAAUUCUCCAUGCCUACUAGGACUGUUGUUGAUGAGCUUCCACGCCCACCUAUCAUAAACAGACCUCCUGAGAAGAGACAGAGAGUCCCAUCCGCUUACAACCGCUUCAUUAAGGACGAGAUCCAACGCAUUAAGUCUGUCAAUCCUGAUAUAACCCACAGAGAGGCCUUCAGUGCAGCUGCCAAGAAUUGGGCCCACUUCCCACACAUUCACUUUGGUCUCAUGCCUGAUCAGACUGUGAAGAAGACAAACGUGCGCCAGCAGGAAGGAGAAGAGGUCCUGAUGAAAGAUGCUGGGUUUUAUGCUUCGGCUAAUGUUGGUGUUUCACCCUACUGAUUCAGCUAGCUAUAGCACUAUGAUGUGACUUUUCUCUUUCAAGUAAAUGCAAAAGUGAAAAUUCUCCGAUGGAAUCCAUCAUCAACGUAACCCUUUCAAGUUCAUUGGCGGAACUUUGAUUCCUUUAGGUUAUAUAUGUAUGCACCUAUUAUUGUAGCUGAUAAUGAUGAUGAUGAUGAUGGUGGUUUAUGUUGAUAAGUUGAUAACUAAGGACUAAGCUAGUUAGUACUAGCUCUUUUGGAAUUGUUUCAUGCCUGUUGUUCGUAGUAGACCUUGUUAUUAUUAACCUUUUAAUUAUGUUAUUUAGUACUAGCUCCUUUGGAAUUGUUAUUUAAUGUUCUAGUGUAUCUGAUAAUAAAUUAUUAUGAGUUGAGUCAA
This is a messenger RNA of Arachis ipaensis, 797 nucleotides long. NCBI's taxonomy places the organism in Eukaryota, Viridiplantae, Streptophyta, Magnoliopsida, Fabales, Fabaceae. The record is from RefSeq and is a predicted model, not a curated record.